Molecule: messenger RNA, 2505 nt
Organism: Vombatus ursinus (common wombat)
Lineage: Eukaryota; Metazoa; Chordata; Mammalia; Diprotodontia; Vombatidae
Product: inactive serine/threonine-protein kinase TEX14-like
Exons: 17
Coding region: 245-2422 (725 amino acids)
Biological process (GO): protein phosphorylation; mitotic spindle assembly checkpoint signaling; intercellular bridge organization
Cellular component (GO): kinetochore; intercellular bridge; midbody
Molecular function (GO): protein kinase activity; protein binding; ATP binding
Source: RefSeq, a predicted model, not a curated record
GAACUCCUCACCCCUCCAGACCCCUUCUUCCAUCUCAAGAUCACUUCUGAUUUGCAAAGACCCUCCCCAGGCUCCCCCAUUUAUUCUCCAUAGACCCCACACACAUCUCCUUUGACUGAUUGCUGCUAACCCUCUGCUUUACCUCUGCUCACCCUCCUCCCCAUGAGGCUUCUGCCCUGCCCUUCUCAGGCCCUUCCACCUAUCCCUAGUCUGGCCCUAGGGUGACCACUGGGCAGCCCCCCUCAUGCCCACACUCCCCCCUCACUGCCCUGUGGAGCUGGGCUCCCUCAAUGAGCAGGACAGCCGCCUGGCCCAGCUACACCAGCUGGCGAUUGCUGGAGGACCCUGCUGGCGGCUGGCCCGGGUCCUGAAAAAAGGGGUACAGGUGGAUGGGGAAAACUCAUCAGGUCAGACCGGCCUCUUCCUGUCAGCGCUGCUGGGCCGAGCAGGUGCUGUUAGACUUCUCCUCCGCUUUGGGGCAGACCCCAACCACCGCUGCUUGGAUGGAAGUACCCCAGUCCAUGCAGGAGCUUUCUCUGGUCAUUGUCAGGUCCUUCUUUGGCUGCUGGAGGCUGGUGGAGACCUGAGGCUGCAUGACCAGCAGGGCUGGACAGCAGAGGAUUGGGCCCGGCAGGCUAGAUCAGAGAGCUGGGAAGUCUUGGAACUCCUUCGAGAUUGCCGAGCCAGAAUGUCCCUGCUGGCCCAGGGGGGUGAAACUGCACUGGCUUCGUCCUUGGGGGAGCUGUGGGGGCUCCGGGCUGGAUCUCUGGGAAACCUGCACCUGGCCCUGUCCUCCCGGCUCCGGCCUCAGGCCGAAGGGUCACUGUGGCCCAACUGGAUGCAGAGGUCCCCCCAGAUCCCAGGGCUGGGGUUUGGCCAGCUGAGCAGUCUGAGACCUCUGGGCCUUACCUCUGGGGUUCCCCUGGUUGAUCCUGAAGAGCUGCUACCAGCCCAGGGGGAGCCUGACCGGACAUAUGAGUGCGGUGCCCACACCAUUAUGGUCAACCUCCUGUGGAGGGGACACCGAGUGACCAUUCGGAAAUUGAAGCCACCCCCAGCCCCAGUCCUCCCAGACCUGCUGUUGUCUGACCUGAAGCAUUGCAGCUUCCUCCAUCACCCAAACUUACUGCUGCUCAUGGCCCUGAGCCCCUCCCCUGACCUGGCUGGCCUGUCUCUCCUGUUUGAGCCCAUCCAGGAGGGUUCCCUGCACCGAGUGCUGCACCCCAACGGGGAUGCGGCCUGCCCCAGAAUCCCCCCUGGAUUCCCCCCAGGGCAGCUGCUGUUACAGGUGCUGGAGGCCCUGCUGUUCCUCCAAGGCCAGGCCCGGGCCCACGGGGGCCUCAGCUCCCACGCAGUCCAGCUGGUUCGACCCGGGUUGGCCAAAGUCAGCAACCUGGAGCACGGGCGAUCCUUGCCCCGGCCCCAGCCAGAGCGAGCAUAUCCUUGGGGAGGCCCAAGCCCAGGGCUACCUCCACCGUCUGAGCUGUACCCCUGGCUGCCACUGGAGUUGAUUCGGGGGGACCCUCCCGCCUUGACUUCUGACUUUUACAGCUUCUGCAUUCUGACCCAAGAGGUCUUUACUGGGAACCUUCCCUGGGCUGGGCAAGAAGGCCUGCAGGUCAAAGCAAAGCUGGAGUCUGGGGAGGCGCCAGUGCUCGAUCCCCAGGUUCCCCUGACCUACCGGCCCCUGGUCAAGGCAGGACUGGGGCUGCAGCCUCGAGACAGAAAAGGCAGCCUGCAGGAUACCCGAUACAAGUUGAGGCUGGUGUUGGCUCAGGAGUCUGCACUCAAAGAAGCCUCUUUGGGCAAUCUGGGCGGCCCCCUUUCAGAGCCAAAGACCCCACCACCACCACCUGGUAAGGCGGGGCAAGUGGGCAGGGAAGGUGAACGUCCUGCACACACAGAGCAGCUCUCUGAGAUGGAUCCCAAGGUCACUAGCACACCUAGACCUCCGUCCCCCAAGAUGGCCCCAAACCUCAAACCAUCUGAGACUUUGAAGUCCCCUGAGAGCAGCGGGGCCUGGGGGAACACCUGGAGCUCCCCAGCCUUGGACUCGGGAAGCAGCCUCAGCCUGAGCUCCCAGCCUGAAGAAGCGUCACCAGCAGACCAGAGGAAGAUGCCCAGUCCAGAGGCUGAGAGGAGCAGCCUCCCUGCUGGGCCAGGUCCAGGGCUCCCUGGAGGGACUGGAGCGAAGGUUCUCAGCCAGGAACCGGGCCCUGCAAGAUCCAUUAGGAGAUGUCCCAGAGGCAUCCGCAUCCCCAUACACCUGCCCUCAAAGUCCACACUUCCACCACCCUCUUUCCCACGCCAGAUGUCGGUCCCUGAACUGGCUAAAGCUGGUCCCUACACCAGCCUGCAGCGGCUAGACCUGCUAGAAGAGAUCAUCACAGAGCUACAGGGGGCCCCCAAGCCGAUGAGCUGAGAGUGGAUGAGGCUGAGCCCGGCCGAUGCAGGCUACCUGACCCUACUCCAAUAAAGCUUUCCCAGUCAUACAGCUUGGAUAUA